Messenger RNA from Hyposmocoma kahamanoa, 2527 nucleotides. RefSeq names its product FERM domain-containing protein 5 (gene Frmd5). Bases 1 to 1707 code for a protein of 568 amino acids. The record is from RefSeq and is a predicted model, not a curated record. Gene Ontology annotation, cellular component: cytoskeleton. Gene Ontology annotation, molecular function: cytoskeletal protein binding. Lineage: Eukaryota; Metazoa; Arthropoda; Insecta; Lepidoptera; Cosmopterigidae. The transcript is spliced from 12 exons.
AUGUUCAAGAGCCGAGGUGAUAUUGUUUAUAAAUGUACUGUGAGACUUUUAGAGGAUACUGAGAUAUUAGAAUGUGAAUUUCACCCAAGUUAUAAAGGAAAAUAUUUGCUCGACCAUGUAUGCUCUCAACUAAAUCUCACAGAGACAGACUACUUUGGGCUGCGUUAUGUGGACGCUGGGGGUCAAAGACACUGGUUGCACAUGGCAAAGUUGAUACUCAAACAAGUAAAAGAUGCGUCACCAAUACUAUUCAGUUUCCGAGUCAAGUUUUACCCGCCGAAUCCAUUGCUCCUGAAGGAGGACGUGACUAGGUUCCAGGUCUACUUGCAGUUGAAACGGGACUUGCUCCACGGACGAUUGUAUUGCACGGCAAAUGAAGCAGCUAUGCUAGGAGCACUUAUUAUACAGAUUGAGCUCGGCGACUACGAUCCGAACAUACAUGUGGGAAAUUAUGUAUCUGAAAUGAGAUUACUGUUAAGGCAAACGGAUUCAAUUGAAGCUAGAAUACAGGAAAUACACAGAGAACCGGUUGAGGGUACGCCGGGUGGCAGUGGCGGUGUUAAAGGCAUGUCCACACAGGAGGCUGAGAGGCAGUUCCUAAAAAUUGCAUGCCAGCUGGAUACGUAUGGCAUUGAUCCACAUCCUGUUAAGGACCAUAGAGGCAAUCAAUUAUACCUAGGAAUCAACCACGGAGGUAUAAUGACGUUCCAAGGAGGUCGCAAGACGCAUCACUUCAAGUGGUCCGAGGUCCACAAGAUCAACUUCGAAGGGCGCAUGUUUAUUGUGCACCUUAAUUACCCUGAGAAAAAGCACACAGUGGGCUUCAAGUGCCCGAGUGGCGCGUCCUGCCGCCAUGUGUGGUGUUGUGCUAUCGAACAAAUGCUAUUCUUUACAUUGGCAUCGUCGUCAGACGCGUGUGUGUAUUCCGGCGGCGGAUUAUUCUCAUGGGGCACCAAGUUCAAGUACGUGGGUCGCACCGAGAGGGAAAUUCUCGAACGAGACGGGCUGCUCGCGCCUAGGGAUCAUCAGGACGAGGGUUCUAGUACGAGUGGCGGCAAAAGGAAAGCGUCAAGUGUUCCUGCAACACCGUCGACUCCUAUGACUGGAGAUUUUGGGUACAGCAGCUUGCCGCGUUCGACACACAGUGCUCCUUUGGAAGAGAGCGCGUCGGUUUCGGCCAGCGAGGCCUGCAACGGAGGCUGCCUGUUGGCCGGGCCGGCGGUGGACAUCGCACUGGCGGCAUCGGCCUCGGCCCUCGGCGACGACAAGCCCGGUCAGUGCGCCUGCCAUAUUGCCGAAACUAGAAUAGUCAAUUGCGAUGCAGCGCUGGCCUCGGACUACAACCCGCGCGAUUCCUUCGAGCACUCCUCCACGGAGUCGGCGGCUACGUCGCACACGCACAUCACGCACACGGGACCCCCGACGGCUGCGGGAGGGGGCUCUAGCAACGAGGAAUGGAGAGCACCCCCCGCGCCUGUCCCUCCCGCCUUACAACCCCCACCGAGACCCUUCAGCCUCCUCCGCGCGUUCGUACCUUCUUUCGUCUUCGUAUGGAUCUCCCUCGCGGUCUUAACUCUUCUGGUGUUCGAGACCGACUGGGCUCCGCUUCGGCCGCUCAAACGUAAGCCCGAGCUGGUCUCCCUCCGUCAUCACUACUACGCGCCUUUGAAGGAAUACCUGCGGAAGAAGGUCAUCGAACUCUUCUGAUUCCCGCCCGCCGUUAUUUUAGUGGCGUGUUAUAGUUAGAGCGGUAUGGAACAAAACGCAGUGAGAAACUAGACAUUUUCCCUUUUACAAGUUAUAUGACUUAGAUUGUGCAGACUUUCUUGAAAUAAUCUUUCACUAUUUGCGGCGACGUACUUUUGCUCUACUUUCUUAGCUGCGUGCGUUUCUAUGGGUAAUAUAGUAAUGACAUAAAAGAAAUUAUUCACUGGCAAAUAUGUUGGCCGACAGACAGAGAUUCUAUAAGUCAAGUUAGAAAUCAAGAGAAUAUAAUCAUAUACAUUUAUUGUAGUAAACUAAUUAAGUACCUAAUCCGUUGGCGUUGGCAUAUCUAUGCCUGUCAUUCGGCCAACAAGUUCGCAAGUCAAUGCACCCCUUUAAAUUCCAAAUUAAUGGAGCUUUUGCGUUAAUUCGAGACCGGUUCUCGAAUAUGAAAUCCGAAGUGUCAAAUUUUGUGAGACACAUUAGUGUAGUUGGUAAAUAAUUGACCAGAACAUAGUGUAGGCUUAUUUUUGAAUCGUUCGUUGAUAAGAGGAAUUGUACAAUAAUAUUCAUCCACUAGGAUAGGCACUGCUACGCUUUGAAAUAGUACAAUUUAUUUAUAAGCUUUAGCACUCGUGUAAUUCGCGCACAAACUUGUGAUAGUUUACUUAUUUUAGUGUAUUGUUAAAAUUGUGGAGUGAUUUUUGAAACUAGGCACCUACAGUGAGUAAGUUGAAUGCCAUUGGGACUUACAGCGGGACAUUCACUGUCAGACAUAUUGACCGACAGAAAUGGGAGAGGUGUGAAUUCUUACAGAAGUAUA